Molecule: messenger RNA, 3633 nt
Organism: Nycticebus coucang (slow loris)
Lineage: Eukaryota; Metazoa; Chordata; Mammalia; Primates; Lorisidae
Gene: C2H9orf50
Product: chromosome 2 C9orf50 homolog
Exons: 6
Coding region: 2380-3582 (400 amino acids)
Source: RefSeq, a predicted model, not a curated record
UGGGAUAUUGCACUUCAGCCUGAUACUUGCAGUGGGUUCUUAAGAAACAGAAGCUGUUACAGUGAAUAUAUUUGUCUUGUUAAUUUUUCCUUUUAACAUCCUAGUAUUAGAUUUACAAUGCCUUUCUCUGGGUGAUGCACACAGGAAGUGCUUAAAAUGUCUUUGCUGUAAUGCAGUGAAAGCUAUGGGGAGAGGGGGUGCUGAAAAGCCCCAGUUGACUCCCCCAAAUCUGUUUAUGUACAUAUUAUCCAGCAUUCCCUGUAGACUAUUCUAGCAUAUACCUGCUUCCCCUGGUCUGGACCCUUCUCUCAAACUUUAUUUUCCAUGUCUCUAAGGAAAAGGGAUAGAUCUGGGUAAUUCAAUUGCUGGAGGUGUCUAGAAUCCUCUUUCGAGGGAUAGCUCUGCUCCAAGCUCUCACAUGCGCCAAAAUCUGCCUCUACCUUAUUUCCUGUCAAAGAGAAAGCCUCUUUCCCACACUAGGCUCCCAGGCCUUUACAGAAACUGGACAGCACCCUGACCACAAAGCUUCUCACAUCUCUGAUUGCCCAAGCCCACCUAGCACAUAGUAGUUGCUCAAUAAAUGUUUACAGUGGGUAAGGGCUGGAGGACUCUUUAGAAAUCAUCUACAAUCUGAUGUUCCUCUAUCAUUUCUUAAAACUCACAUACCCUUUAAAUAAAUACAAAAAUUUCUGCCUCUCCCACUCAAUUUCCGUCCUUCCCAAAGAAGUACACCCCUCUAUCUCUGGUUGAGGAACAUAAACAGAAAAUAAAAUACAUAUUUGUUGAUACCUCAUCCAGUAAGACACCAUGUAAUUUGAAUUACAAAGUCAUUUUGUCAUUUUCAACUUAUAAAAUUAUACCAUGCCAGUGAAAUACUAGUCUAAACUAUCCUUGUCCUCCACCUGAGUUUCACAAUAGUGUGAACUUCCUCCUGGCCCCCUCCCAGCCAAGAGUCAUAUAGGCCAUCAGUCCAUUUUACCAUGGAGCCCUGAGAAGGGAGUCACCUGGCCUGCAUCACACAGCAAAGAGAAGUAGAUCAUAGAGUUGGACUUGGGUCUCUUAGUUUCCAAUAUUAUUACUGCCCAGAUUUGAGGCAGAAUUUAUCCAGUCACCCAGCCAAACAUGACCCAUCUGAGUCUCCUGGAUCUGGAAUGAGUGGCCCGUUCUGGACCCUGCCCUCUCUGGUUUAGUCCUGGAUGCCUUGAUCAGGAGUCUCUGGUGGCUGCAGCCAUGGCUGGGGCACCAGAGCCCCGCCCUUGGCUCCAGGCCUGUGCUCACUGCUGCUUAGGUGGCUAGGGGUGAGGGACAGAUCACAAUGACCCUGGAGAGGCCCCUAGAAGCAGCAGGGAGGGGCUGGCAAAGAGAUCAGUCAAGGAAGAUGGGCUCUCCCAAGCACUAGCCCGCCUGGUAGGGGGCUCUGAACUCAUGAGACCUUCUGUGGCCCUCCCUAGAAGAUCCACCAGGGUGAGUGGAUCCACCUGGGUGUGACACCACCCAGGAACCAGCUCAAAGCUGACAGCAACCUGGGAAUGUGGUAUGGAAAGGAAGUGGGCUCAGAUACCCUCAGUGUCAGAACUGGGGGUGAGGGGUGGCACCUGUGGCUCAAUGAGUAGGGUGCUUGUCCCAUAUACCAGACAUGGUGGGUUCAAACCCGGCCCCAGCCAAAAAAAAAAAAAAGAACUGGGGGUGGGACUAGGCCUCUACCUACCAAAGGAGAAGUCUGUUAAAAAUCUGUCUUGGCCCCACCCCAAACUUGCUGAAUCAGCAUCUGGGGUGGGAGGUGGGGGGAAGUCAUCCUUAUUUUCAACAAGCUCCCCACCCAAGGGGCUCUGAGGCACCACCAGGACUGGGGGACUGCUGCUCAGGUCUGUUUUCGUCCAAGUUCCCAGCAGAGCACUAACAUCUGGACGUAGCAGCCUGGGCUAAGCGCUCAACCAGCCAAAAACCAUUUCACUAGAACACUGAGACAAGACAGAGAAGUUAAUUGGCUUGCCCAGGGUUACAGAGCUGGUAAGUAGUGAAGCCAAGACUAAUCCUAAAUAAUAAUUUUAAAAUAAUAAGAAUGGCAACUAGUCUUUAAGUACGUACAACGUGCCUGGCACUGUUCUAAGAGACUGACACGUAUUCGCUCAUUUAAACGUCACAGCAACCCAAAAAGGUGGGUGCUCCUGCCGUCACCAUUUUUCAGGUGAGGAAACAGAGGCUCAGGGAGCUCCAGCCUGAGCCCCUCACUGUCUGCCGGCCAGUAGCGUGAGUCCCCCGUUAUUGCUCUGUCCGGCUCUGGGCACUAUGGCCCGGAGCAGGUCUUUGCCCCCCACCUCGCACGGCGCCCCCCGCCCCCGCUGGCGUGAGGAUGCCCUGAGCUGAGCAGGGCCGAACAUGUUCCGGCGUCAGCUCAACCCGGGGGCCCAGGAGGCGCGCAAGAGGUACCCCGCUGAUGGCGACUUGCGACGGAGAGACCCGCGGCUGCCCAGGCUGACCCCGCCCAAGCUCCGAGCCGCCCGAUACGCGCGGGAUGCAGCGGGCUCCAGCAUCCGGGAGGGUGGCUCCACGUGGUGGCAGGGCUGGGACGCUGAGCCCCGGGAGGACGUCAGGAUCCCCACGCCGCGCCUGCCCGUCCGGUCCCCAGUGCCCCCGCAGGCACAGAGGAAGCGCAGCCUGCUAGAGUCCCUGCUGCUGCCACCCCUGCUGUCCGCCAGCGCGUCCCGGGGAUCGACGCCCGGGCGUCCCGGCCCUGGACUGUGCCAGUACACCCGGAGGGGCGCGGCCAGGGAGGGCCCCAGUUCCUUUGGCGCCCUCUUAGGAGAGUUCCUCCCUAGCAGGUUCCGCGAGUUCCUGCGACAGCUCCAUGAGAAGUGCGAGGAGCCCCCGGAGCCACAGACAUCCUCAGUACCACGACACCAAAGGGGUGUGUCAGAGCACUGCCGAAGGUCUCAUCAGUGUCCCAACUGCUCUUUCCUCCCAGACCUGUGCAGCCCCUACUGUGCACAAAUCCCCAAGCCCAAGGCUGUGGUCACUCGAAACCUCUCAGGGGAGGCCUCCAGGGCCCGCAGGCGGUGUUCCCCUCUCCGGGUUCGAUUUGCUGAUGAGACCGUACGGGAUACUGCACUGCGAUACUGGGAGCGCAGCUGUGCAGUCCGGCAGAGCUUCACUGAGAACCAGACCUCCAGGCUGCCGGCUGUGUCAGAGCAACUGCUCGGGAGUGUUGGGCGAUGGCUAGAGACUCUGCCCAAAGCCCUGUACCUGGGGGCCAGGGAGGAGGCCCCGACCAGCUUCUCCUGCUGGAACUUCCCCAGCCUGGCCACCAAGGAGCUACACAGCCACUUGUCUGAAGACACUCCUAUGAAUAGCAGCCUGCCCUUCAUCCCUAGGGCCACCACCCAGAGGCAGCGGGGGGACCUCCAGAACUUACUGGGCACCCACAACAUCCCGGAGAAGUUGGGCAAACCACCCAGCCCCUGGAAUCAGAAGCUGGAAUCUUUCCUGCCCAGUGUGGUGCUGCAGUCGGUCCUGAGGCGAAGCCGCCCCAAGGACUACCAGCUCUUCCUGCCAUCUAUGACACUGCAGUGGGCUCAGAGAUGAAAACCCACCAGCCCACGCCCAGCGGCACCAGCAGGCCAGGGAGUGAGGAGG